Messenger RNA from Musca vetustissima, 1167 nucleotides. RefSeq names its product coiled-coil domain-containing protein 97. The transcript has a single exon. The record is from RefSeq and is a predicted model, not a curated record. Lineage: Eukaryota; Metazoa; Arthropoda; Insecta; Diptera; Muscidae. The coding region runs from base 1 to 1167 and encodes 388 amino acids.
AUGACAGCGGAUACAGAAGAGAUACACCCAGGAGACAAUCAAAAACUCACAACAAUUGACAAUACAAAGGAGAACCAAAAACCUUUGCCCCAGGAAAUUAUGGAAAUCUUAAAAGAUUUAAGUGAAAACAGCAAAAUUGUUUUCAAAUCUCAACAAAGAGGUGAUCCGGAACUGCUGCAAUCGGAAAAAAUUCAACUGGCCAAAGAUGUGUAUCAACGGAAUCCGCAAACGUUUUUAAUACGUUUUGGCAGUUAUAUGCAGCAGAAACAUUUGGAAGAUUUCGCUCGGCUCUCGAUUGCCGACAGCGAUGAAGAAAUGCAUUCGAUGGUUAGUGAAUAUCAAAGGAAACUGAAAACCCGCGCUCAGGAUGUAAAGAAUCGUAGAUAUGUGGCCCUGCAACGACUGAUAGAGGGUGGGGAAUAUUUCAGUGAACAGGAAAUGAUGAAACGGUCACCGGAACUAUAUCAUGAACUUGUUGGCCAGCAUUUAAGUAAAGAAGAACGACAACUGCGGGAUAGCUAUGAUGUUAAAAAUACCACAUUUUCUGGGAUCCUAAUGCACAAUAUGGAACGUGAUGAAAUUACCAAAAUAAUGGAAGAAGCAGAGAAGAAGGCGAUAGAAACGCAGUCCGAUGAAUCGCGGGAAAGUACAAAUUCACCCAUAUCCAUUACAGAAAUUAAUGAGGGAAGUAAUCCCAAAGAUACUAUCUUUGAUGAAAUCGAUUCGGUGGUACCACAAAAUUUCCAACAGCAGUGGGGUAAUUUUGAUAAUGAACAACAGGCCUGCUCCUCAAGUAAAAUAGAAAAGAAAAAGGCGAAGAAGAAGCCGGAGGUGACAAACAAAAUCAUACCUUUAAAGAAUCUAAUCACAGCCGAUGAGCGGGAACUUUUACGACAGGAAUUCAUCAGUCAAAUGCAUGAAUCCUUUCUGAAUGGUCAGGAUAGUGAUUUUGAUUAUGCCACCGUAGAUGAUAAUACCCAAUAUGAUGAUUUGGAAACUCUCAAUCAAGAUCGGGAGGAUAAGUACUUUGAAGAGGAUAGUGAUGAGGAGGAUGAUGGUGGGGACGGGAAAGCAAAUGAUACCGGUACAAUGGAACAAAGUGAAUCGGAAGAUGAAUUAGAUGUCUAUAUGAAUCAUUUAAAUAAACAUUUUAGUUUACAAAAAUAA